Messenger RNA from Nematolebias whitei (Rio pearlfish), 2118 nucleotides. RefSeq names its product zinc finger protein 710a (gene znf710a). Bases 19 to 2118 code for a protein of 699 amino acids. Lineage: Eukaryota; Metazoa; Chordata; Actinopteri; Cyprinodontiformes; Rivulidae. The transcript is spliced from 5 exons. The record is from RefSeq and is a predicted model, not a curated record.
ACUCAUUUCUCCUGAAGGAUGAGAUCCCUGAAACACCUCAAGCAUCACUCCAGGAAUAAUGUGGAGGAAAAUAGUGGCUGCUUGGAGAGAACCUACCCAAAGAUGACUGAGAGCCAUGUGGAUGUGGGCACACAAACGGAGCCUGUGGUGGUGCUAUCUCUGGCUCAGGCGGCUGUUCUUGGCCUCAUCUCCCAGAAUGAAAUAUUCGGGGCCACCAUUGCUCCAAACGGCUUUUACACAGGGGAGCCCAAAGAGUGUCCCCCUCCACCACCUGAGUCAGUGGAGUACGAGUAUGCUGACCAACUGAUAGGGGCCAAUGGGGACUACCUGGCUGAGCCUGCUGGGGAUCCCGAGCCCCACUGCAGUGAGAGAAGACGGCCCGGGCCCCGUGGAAAACCCAAGAGGCUGAGGACUGUAGAAGACUCUGGUGAUUCUCUCCCGCACAAAGAACCUGCUCCACAGGCUCAGGUUAAAGGAGAAAGACUUGAGUCUGACAGCCCUCCUUCCUGUGCACAUGUGAACAGUAGGCAAAGUCCCAGCAAGUCAGAGAAUCCAGUGACCCAGCAAAGUUCUCUGAAAGAGGAACAGAUGUGCGGAAACUGUACAUCUUGUGUGAGAUGUACAUCCAAGCCACAAGCAGAUGGACAUACAAAACAGGGUCAAGAAGACGGCCCUGUUAGCGAGAAAGAGAGGAAGGAAGAAGAAUCAGUGGUGGAGGAACAGGAGGAGGAAGCACUAAACCUCAAGACAAGCACAGAAACAACAAGUUCUCUGGAGAACCGGUAUUAUGAUUCCAAUGAAGCAACUUAUGAGUCUGCCGAUAUGGCGAUGCCAGGAGAAUAUGAGGAGAAUGGCCAGGCCAUGCUGUGGUCUGACCCAGAGGGGCUUGCCAGACGAAUGCAGAUCGACAGACUGGACAUCAAUGUUCAAAUCGAUGAGUCUUACUGCGUGGACGUGGGAGAGGGUCUGAAACGCUGGAAGUGCCGCAUGUGUGAGAAGUCUUACACAUCUAAAUACAAUCUUGUCACACACAUCCUGGGCCACAAUGGAAUUAAGCCCCAUGAAUGUAUACACUGCGGGAAGCUUUUCAAACAGCCAAGUCACCUCCAGACUCACCUGCUCACCCAUCAGGGAACUCGACCUCACAAGUGUACGGUUUGUGAGAAAGCGUUCACGCAGACCAGCCACCUGAAGAGGCACAUGCUGCAGCAUACGGACGUCAAGCCCUACAGCUGUCGCUUCUGUGGCCGAGGCUUUGCCUACCCCAGCGAAUUAAGAACUCAUGAGAAUAAGCACGAGAAUGGCCAGUGCCACGUCUGCACCCAAUGUGGUCUUGAGUUCCCAACUUACGCCCACCUGAAGCGUCAUUUAACCAGUCAUCAGGGCCCUACGACAUACCAGUGCACAGAGUGUAACAAGUCCUUCGCCUAUCGGAGCCAGCUGCAGAACCACUUGAUGAAGCACCAAAACGUGCGGCCAUAUGUUUGUCCAGAGUGCGGGAUGGAGUUUGUGCAGAUCCACCACCUUCGUCAGCACGCCCUCACUCACAAGGUACUGGCAGCUCACUCACGUGUUCCCCAGGGUAUGAAAGAAUUCAAGUGUGACGUUUGCGCCAGAGAGUUCACCCUGUCUGCCAACCUGAAGAGACACAUGUUGAUCCACGCCAGCGUAAGGCCCUUCCAGUGCCACAUCUGCUUCAAGACCUUCGUCCAAAAGCAGACCCUGAAAACACACAUGAUUGUCCACCUUCCUGUCAAGCCGUUCAAAUGCAAGGUGUGCGGGAAGUCGUUCAACAGAAUGUACAACCUCCUCGGCCACAUGCACCUCCACGCUGGCAGCAAGCCCUUCAAGUGUCCUUACUGCACCAGCAAGUUCAACCUGAAGGGCAACCUGAGCAGGCACAUGAAGGUUAAACACGGCAUCAUGGACACCACAAUAGAUGGACAUGAGCCUCCCCAAGAGACAGAAGGGCAGGAGGACUUUGAAGAGGAGAGUUUUGAAUUCAGCGAGCGAGAAAACCGUGCUAACAACAACAACACGCCAGACGUAGCCAAACUAUCUCAAGUGGAGUACUACAACACCUAUGGGAAGAGUGCAGGGCGCUUUAGUACGACAUAA